Aspergillus uvarum CBS 121591 is the source of this 1631-nucleotide messenger RNA. RefSeq names its product 3-oxoacid CoA-transferase. Gene Ontology annotation, molecular function: succinyl-CoA:3-oxo-acid CoA-transferase activity. The transcript has 5 exons. The coding region runs from base 84 to 1631 and encodes 515 amino acids. NCBI's taxonomy places the organism in Eukaryota, Fungi, Ascomycota, Eurotiomycetes, Eurotiales, Aspergillaceae. The record is from RefSeq and is a predicted model, not a curated record. Gene Ontology annotation, biological process: ketone body catabolic process.
CUCCCCUUCUUUUUUUGCUUUCUUUCUUCCUUCCUUCCCCAGUUUUGUACUCAAUUCACAUCUGGCCAGGCUGAUCGACAAUCAUGUCGCGGCCUUUCCCUGCGGUUCCCGCCGUGUUCCGCCCCGUAUGGCGGCGGAACUUCUCCGCGUCUACCUCGCAAAGAGCUAUUAACAAGAUCUGCCCUUCGGCUCAGGAAGCCAUCAAGGAAAUGAAGGGUGCUUCCACCGUUCUGGUCGGAGGUUUCGGUUUCUCGGGUGUCCCCAACACAUUGAUCGAUGCUGUGCGCGAUCGCCCGGAUAUCAAGGAUUUGACUGUCGUCUCUAACAAUGCUGGCAUGCCUGGUCGUGGUCUUGGUCAACUGCUUGAGUCCAAGCAGAUCACCAAGAUGAUUGCGUCUUUCAUCGGUGAAAACAAGGUCUUCGAGAAGAUGUACUUGAACGGUGAUCUCGAAUUGGAAUUGACUCCCCAGGGCACUAUCGCUGAGAAGUGCGCUGCUGGUGCUUCUGGUGUCCCUGCUUUCUAUACCCCCGCUGCUUAUGGAACUAUCGUACAAACUGGUGAACUCCCCGUCCGCUACAACAAGGAUGGCACCGUGGCCCUCACGUCCAAGCCCAAGGAAACCCGCGAAUUCAACGGCAAGCAAUACCUCCUGGAAGAAUCGAUUUUCGGUGACUACGCCCUGGUCAAGGUCCACAAGGCCGACAAGCUGGGCAACUGCCAGUUCCGCAAGGCUAUGAACAACUUCAACGAGGCCAUGGCCAAGAACGCCAAGUACACCAUCGUCGAGGCCGAUGAGAUCGUCGAGGUUGGCGAGAUCGCUCCCGAGAACAUCCACAUCCAGAGCAUCUACGUCAACAAGGUCAUCCAGAGCACCGGCGAGAAGCAGAUCGAGAAGCUCACCUUCGCCAAGGAUCCCAGUGAGUUGCUCCAGGCUGGUGACAGCGCCGCCACCGCCCGCCGCGAGCGCAUCGUCAAGCGUGCCGCCAAGGAGUUCCGCGAUGGCAUGUACGUCAACCUCGGUAUCGGAAUGCCCCUGAUUGCGCCCGCCUACCUCCCCGAGGGUGUCGAGGUCGUCCUCCAAGCCGAGAACGGUAUCCUGGGUCUGGGUGGCUACCCCCAGCCCGGCCAGGAGGACCCCGACUUGAUCAACCCCGGCAAGGAGACUGUCACCUUGGACAACGGUGCUUCUCUCUUCGGUUCCCACGAGAGUUUCGGUAUGAUUCGCGCUGGUCGCAUUGACUUGACUAUGCUCGGUGCUCUGCAGGUCAGCCAGUACGGAGAUUUGGCCAACUUCAUGCUUCCCGGUAAGGUCAAGGGUGUCGGUGGUGCCAUGGACUUGGUCGCCAACCCCGAGAAGACCAAGGUUGUUGUUACUAUGUCACUAAUCAGCGUCGCAAAACAGGAACACACCGACAAGAAGGGCAACCCCAAGAUCUUGGCCGACUGCACUUUCCCCCUCACCGGUCCCCGCUGCGUGUGGAAGAUCAUCACCGAUCUGGCCGUCUUCGAGGUCAGCCCCACCGAGGGUUUGACUCUGGUCGAGCACGCCGAGGGCGUGACCGUUGAGGAGAUCCGCAGCAAGACUGCUGCUCCUUUCAAGGUCGCCGAGGACCUCAAGCCCAUGCUGUAA